AUGGUAGAAGUAGUUGACGAGGUAAUGAAUAAGUUGAAUGAAAAUGGAAAAACAACUUCACCAAAAGAUAUUAUACAGGUUUAUUGUCAACUCAAGUGUGAUAACGAAGAACUUACCUCAUUAAAAAUUUAUCAAGAAAAGCGUAAAAAGAUUAUUCGAAUAAAAGCUAACGCUCAGCAUUUACUGGAUUGGCUUAUAAUACGUAGUGGUAAAGGUGCAACCGCAUUAAUGGUAGAAGAGAAUUGGAAUUAUGGCUUCGCUCUCGAAGAUAAAUAA
Molecule: messenger RNA, 276 nt
Organism: Funneliformis geosporum
Lineage: Eukaryota; Fungi; Glomeromycota; Glomeromycetes; Glomerales; Glomeraceae
Source: the annotation of a GenBank genome assembly